Fusarium keratoplasticum is the source of this 1224-nucleotide messenger RNA. RefSeq names its product AA-permease domain-containing protein. NCBI's taxonomy places the organism in Eukaryota, Fungi, Ascomycota, Sordariomycetes, Hypocreales, Nectriaceae. The record is from RefSeq and is a predicted model, not a curated record. The transcript is spliced from 3 exons. Gene Ontology annotation, molecular function: amino acid transmembrane transporter activity. Gene Ontology annotation, biological process: amino acid transmembrane transport. The coding region runs from base 1 to 1224 and encodes 407 amino acids. Gene Ontology annotation, cellular component: membrane.
AUGGCUGUCAGCUCCGGGAAAAGCUUUUACGAGCACACCGGAAGCGCCACGGUCACCGAUGUAGAGGCCGAACACUGUGAACAGGCCAUCGAGGUCACUUCGAUUAAUACAAAUGGUCUCCAUCGCCGCCUGAAUAAUCGCCAUAUUCAGCUCAUCGCUAUUGGAGGAACCAUAGGCACCGGCCUCUUCAUCAGCAUUGGCGGAGGCCUAGCUAAAGGCGGGCCAGGGAGUCUCCUUCUCUGCUACUGUCUCUACUGCUGUCUUGUAUCUCUUAUCAAUAACUUAGCCGCUGAGAUGGUCACUCACAUGCCCAUCGCUGGAGGCUUUAUCCGGCUCGCUGGCGUUUGGGUCGGCGAGGCUCUCGGCUUUAUGAUUGGACGGAACUUCUUCUUCUACGAGGCUCUCUUGAUCCCGUUCGAGAUCGUGGCUCUGAACGUCAUAGUCUCGUUCUGGGUACCAAAUAUCGUUGAAGCUGGUCCAACUGCUGGGUUCUGCUUAGGUGUGAUCGUCUUAUACGGUCUGCUCAACGCAGUGGCCGUGGGCAUCUUCGGAGAGGCUGAGUUCUGGCUCUCAGGGGGCAAGGUUAUCCUCAUUUUCAUUCUGUUUUCCUUCACCUUCAUCACAAUGGUCGGAGGCAACCCCCAAGGCAACGCUUACGGCUUCCACUACUGGAGCUUCCUGGGAGCCCUCGUUACUGCAGUCUUCAUCAUCGUAGGGCCCGACUAUAUCUCGAUGAUCCCAGCAGAGGCCAAACACCCCAGCAUUUACCUCAAGAUCGCCUUCAAGACUAUUUACCUUCGCUUUGGCAUCUUCUUCAUUGGCAGCGCGCUUGCUGUGGGAAUUGUCCUCCCUUACAACGAUCCGGAGUUGCGACGCAUCCAUAUCGCCGGCGAAGGUUCAGCAAUAGCCGCCGCCUCCCCAUACGUCACCGCUAUGACCAACAUGAGCAUCGGCGUCUUGCCUCAUGUUGUGAAUGCUUUACUAUUCACCAGCAUCUUUUCUGCAGGAAAUACUUAUACGUACUGCGCUGUACGAUGCCUUUAUAGUCUUGCCGUUCAGGGGCAGGCGCCUACCUUUCUCAAGAAAUGCACUAAGAAGGGUAUUCCCAUAUACUGCUUUAUGAUCACCAUGCUGUUCCCUUUUCUAUCGUUUCACUCAGUCAGUAGCGGCUCCGCUAGGGCUUUGAGUAUUCUUCUUUCGCUAUCGCUGGUGGCGCGAUCAUGA